AUGGAAGAAAUGACCGUAUCUCCCCCCUCUCAGACGGCCUGGGCCCCUUCACCUAUCCUUCGCACUGACGGCCGCCCAAGCAAUGCGCCCGAAGACAUACCUCGCUUCAUCACCGCCUGCAUCAACAUUCCGUUCCCGUGGAUGCGAUGGUUCAAGUACGAGAUCGCCAUGCUCGGAAACACCCUUCCCCCGUUCGACGAGGAGGAAUGCUUCGAGCCGCAGAUGUGCGCCCCAGUGCUGCCCAACGACUCGCAUCCGACGGGACGGACGCCCCUUGUGACGCACCCCAGCCCGUUCCCGUUCCCGGGCUGCUUCCGCUGGCCGCAUGACGAGAUAGACAUCCGUGUGCUCCCACGCGAGAGUGGUUGGGACGACGAGACAGGAUUUUGCCUCAAGGGUGCUGCCCAGAUGAAGCUCUGCGACUACUGGGACGCAGACCGUCCACGGCAAGACGAGCUCUACGUGCUACGGCUGCGCAAAGAGAAGGCACUGAAGGCCGGCAUACCGCUUGAUUACGUGGAAGAUUGCGACGGCUCUUCAAUGACCUCGAGCAGCGAGGGGAGCGACAUUCUGCGCUCUGCGUAUUCAGACGAACCUGAUGAGAUGAUCCCCAUCAUGGAUCUACGCUACGAGUUGGCCGAAUACCUGACGGCCGAGAACAUCCCCGACCCCAGAGGCAUAUACGAGGAGAUAGACGAGAUACGAAAGAUUAUUGAGCAGUCGUACAGUCGCAGCUAUACUGUGUAUAGUAAGGACCUGAGCGGCGAUGCCGUGGUCCAAACUCAGGCCGUUAGUGUGCUUCCUGUUCAGCAUGCUUAUCACGAGGCCCUCGAUGAGGGAUCCACGCUGCCCGUACCCACGAUAACGUGGAACGCAAGCAGAUGGUGGAGUGUCCCAGGAGGUGCCCGGAUGCGAGAAAGCAACGAUCUCUUCACGCCGUAG
This is a messenger RNA of Epithele typhae, 942 nucleotides long. RefSeq lists its product as uncharacterized. NCBI's taxonomy places the organism in Eukaryota, Fungi, Basidiomycota, Agaricomycetes, Polyporales, Epitheliaceae. The record is from RefSeq and is a predicted model, not a curated record. The transcript has 6 exons. Bases 1 to 942 code for a protein of 313 amino acids.